Asparagus officinalis (garden asparagus) is the source of this 2656-nucleotide messenger RNA. RefSeq lists its product as uncharacterized. The record is from RefSeq and is a predicted model, not a curated record. The transcript is spliced from 11 exons. The coding region runs from base 188 to 2539 and encodes 783 amino acids. Lineage: Eukaryota; Viridiplantae; Streptophyta; Magnoliopsida; Asparagales; Asparagaceae.
UCCGCCACUUUUCCCUUCUCUUUCCUCUUCCAACCCAAUUCCCCCACGAUCUCCGAAACCCGCGGAAUUUUCUCCUCGACCAACAAUUUCCCCAAAAAUAAACCAAACAAACAAAUGCGAUGGGUUCGUCCCUUGAUUGCUUCAUCCUCCUUUGGCGAUCGCAGAGCUAAACAAACCAUCGGAAUCCAUGGCCGGCGACGAGAUCGCUCCCGGUUCCAACCCUAAUCUCUCCUCCGUCGCCGAUUCGGCCGCUGUUCACUGCUUAAGUUCUGACACGAUGUGCAAAAGUGACAGUUCUUCUCUUCAAUCACUCUCCAGCGAAAAUUCUCAAAUAAAAGAGGCAACUGACAAAAAUGGAGUUGAUUUGUUCUUUGAUAACUUCUUCUUCGGGCACAACAGGAAACCCUCAGGAGACGCAACCACUCCUGAUCAAAAUUCCAGCCCUCAAGAAGUUGCUUCCAUCUCUCAAGAAAUUGCUCCCAUCUCUCCAGUAAUUGCUCCUGUCUCAGAUCCUAACCUUCAGCUAUCUUCCAUUGCAGAUUCCGUCAUUGCUCGUUGUGCAGGGCUUCUUUUCCUGUCAAUUGAAGAGCUCCAACAAUCUUUCAGGACUAAGUUUUCUAGCCAUGUAAGGUGGUAUUCGACAUAUGCUAGGAAUCUUUUAGAGUAUUGCUGCUUUAGAGCUCUUCAUGCAACAAGUAAAACUCCGGACUGUCUUGCUGACAAGAAGUUUCGCCUAUUAACAUAUGAUAUGAUGCUCGCAUGGGAAGCCCCCGAUCCAGAGAGUGAAUCUAUGUUGAAUGAGACUUCUAGCUGUAAACAUCAGGAAGCUUACGAGGAUGAUGGAUCAUUAUACUACAUCAGUUCUACAAACAUGGCUAUUCAGGUUGAUAACAAGAAGACAGUUGGAUUGGAAGCUUUUGCUCGAAUAGCUCCGGCAUGCCCUGCCAUUGCUGAUCCAAUCACUGUCCAUAACCUGUUUGAUGCGCUGACAUGCUGUUCAGGUGGCAGACUUCAUUUUCUUAUUUACGACAAGUACCUCAAAAGCCUAAAUGAAACUCUGAAGUCUGUUAAAAGUACAACAAGAUCACGACUCAAUUCAAAUCUUCGCCUUGCAGAAGGAGAAAUCAUCUUAGAUGUUGACGGUUUCAUGCCCACUAAACCUAUUUUGCAACAUAUUGGAAUAUCCACAUGGCCUGGAAAGUUGAUUCUUACUAACCACGCUCUUUACUUCGAGCCGCUAGGGGUUGUUUCAUAUAAUAAAGCCAUCAGAUAUGAUUUGGCAACAGAUUUGAGGCAAGUGAUAAAGCGUGAAAUGACUGGACCAUGGGGUGCUCGUCUCUUUGAUAAGGCUGUGAUGUAUAAAUCGAACUCUCUAGCAGACCCCAUUUUUUUGGAGUUUCCUCAGCUUAUAGGCCAUUCACGCAGAGACUACUGGUUUGCAAUCACUCGGGAAGUUUUUCACGUUCAUAGAUUCAUCAGAAAGUUCAAUCUUAGUCAGAUUCAGAUGGCAGAAGCUCUUUCAAGGGCUUCUUUAGGCAUCUUUCGUUGUCGUGCUCUUAAAGAGGCCUUCCAUGUUGUUCCUUCCCACUUUAAGACCACACUUGCAUUUAACUUAGCUGAAAAACUCCCAAAAGGAGACAAGAUUUUAGAGGCUUUAUAUCAUCAGUUGGAGCUUUUAUGCACCAAAAUCAACAUCGAUGCUUCAGCUAACUAUUCACCUAAUGAAGUGCAAAGGAGUGAUUCUUUUCCAGUUUCAUUUUAUGCUCUUGCUAAAAUGGGUUUUCAUUCACUGGAGGGAGAAAACUGGUCUAAAGAAGCAGAGCUUCUAGUUGCAGAUGCUCAUGUUGGUGAAAUAUGUCCACUCCAAAAGGCUGUUCAAGAAUCACUUGGUUACUCUUGUAAGGCUGAGGCAGCACGGGCAACACUGGAUCAGGUCAAAGUAGAAGAUAUUGAGACAAACCUUGCUGUAAUAAGGGAAUUACUUUUUCCAUUGUUUGAAUCAGGCAAAAGACUCAAUUUCCUAGCAGGGUGGGAAGAUCCAUUAAAAUCGACUAUGUUUUUGCUUUUUAUCUUUUAUGUCAUUUACAGGGGUUGGAUCGGAUACCUCUUACCUUCAACUUUCUUGUCAUUUGCACUUAUCAUGCUCUGGCACAAGAUUUUCAGCAAAGGAAAGCAGAUUGAAGCCUUCCAAAUCACGCUGCCCCCUAAUAGAAACCCUGUCGAGCUGCUUUUGGCUUUGCAAGAAACCAUCUCUCAGUUAGAAACAAGUGUCCAAGCAGGAUGUAUUACUCUUCUCAAGAUCAGAGCUCUUCUAUUUGCCGCAUUUCCAAAGACAACAACCAAGGUUGCAUUCAUUUUGAUUGGUACAGCCACAAUUUUGGCCCUGAUUCCUCUCAAGUACCUGGUGUUCUUAGUUUUCCUAGAGGCGUACACUAGGGAGAUGCCAUUGAGGAAAGCAAAUAGUGAGAAGCUAAAACGGCGAAUAAAGGAAUGGUGGAUUCGAGUUCCUGCUGCCCCAGUUCAGCUCAUCAGAUUUUAAGAGAACCAGAAUUCAAAACAACACAUUUUUUCUUAUAUAUACUCCUGUAAAUUCUCACUCUACAAUGAAUAUCAGUGUAAUCUCUUUUCCGAUAAUGAAGUCCUUGUUCAUUAUUUA